CAGGGCUAUUGCGUAACUUUGUUAACAACUAAUUUUGUUAACAAAUAAUCCUUUUCUUGGGUAGAAAAUAUCGAUAAAUCAACUUAACGAUAUAAUUUUUUUAUAUAUGCCCAUUCUUUAUUUUGUACUAGAAUAGGGACAACGAUUUCAUUUCGAUUUUAUCUUGAUCAAGAUCAAGGGGAUCAAUCGUUGAUUUUAUCCCACCCAGAUCGAUAUCAAGGUCGUCGCAAAACGCAUAAAUCAAAAAUAAAUAAAUCUAAAAGGGCUGAUAGUCAAAAACUGUGUUGCAGUUAUAAGCGCCCACUUAAGUUCGGUUUGCACAAAUAAAAAAGAAAACAUCAGGAAAAUAAAUAUACAAUUGUUUUCAAAGUGUGUGGGUGUAUAUCUAUGUAUGUGUAUGUGUGUGUGUGUGUGUGUGUGUGUGUGUGUGUGUGUGUGUGUGUGUGUGUGUGUGUGUGUGUGUGUUGCGUAGUGUAUAUAGAUUUACGAUUAGAUUGGGAAUAACAAUAAAUACAAAUUUCAAAGCAAGAAAUCAGGGCUACAGAAUAAUUUCACACUUGUAACUAACACAUGAAUUUCCCGUUUUGGACAACUGAUAUUAUUUACAUUUACUCUUAUGAUUUCACUCUCUUUCGAUAUUGAUAUCGCUGUCGAUGUAUAUAACGAUAUUUUUGAACGUCGAUAUGUAUCAGUUUUUCGAUAUAUCAUAUCAUCCCUAUAAAGAAUUGUUUUUUUUUUUAGGUUAUCUCGUUGUAUGUCAUGCUGUGGUCAUGGGUAAAUGGUUAAAUAAAUAAAGAAAUUGGAAUUCUUCUACAAAUCUAACAUUAUUUUUAAUUAAAAACCAUUUGGGUCUUAAUUUGAAACGAAAAUGGACCCUAAUAUAUAUCAAAAUGAGUACUUUAGUAGCUAUGACGAUUUGGAGGUACAUAGGUUAAUGCUUGAGGAUCAUCCAAGAACUUUGGCAUACAAAAAUGCUAUAAUGAAUAACAAAUCUUAUUUCAAAGAUAAAAUUGUUAUGGAUGUUGGUUGUGGUACUGGUAUUCUUUCUAUAUUCUGCGCUCAAGCUGGUGCUAAAAAGGUUUAUGCAGUAGAAGCUAGCAAUGUCGGAAAUUUGGCUAGAGAAAUUAUUAAAGAAAACAAAUUUGAAGAUGUUAUUGAGGUUAUUCAUGGCAAUGUGGAAGACAUAAUCUUACCUGACAAUAUCAAAGUGGAUGCCAUAGUAUCAGAAUGGAUGGGAUUCUAUUUACUUCAUGAAGGAAUGUUGGACAGCAUUUUAAUAGCACGAGAUAAAUUUUUAAAGGUGAAUGGAGAAAUGUUUCCUGAGAGUGCUACCAUUUAUAUUUCCCCAUGUAGUGUGCCUAGCCUUUACAAAAAUUGGGAAGAUUGCCAUGGUGUUACCAUGACAUCUAUGGCAAAACAACUGAGGGCAUCCAAAUACAACAAACCAGAGAUUAUGAUCAUAAAAGAAGAGGAUAUACUGGGCUUUGAAGAAGUGCCUUUAUGUUGGAUUAAUCUGAAAGAGGACACAAUAUCUGAAGUUGAUUCAUUCAGCAUUGAACAUGUAGUUGGUGCCAAAAAAGAUGGUAUGUAUCAGGGGCUGUGUCUAUGGUUUGACUGUGUUUUUCCAGAUUUAACAAAAAAAAAUGAAAAUGUAAGAUUAGAUACAGGACCUGACAGUCCCCCAACACAUUGGAAACAAACUGUCAUACUGUUGCCAGAAGAGCAAUUGGUUGAGGUUGGUGAUCCUAUUGCCUUCCAAUUAGAUAUGACAAGAGAUGCUAUCAACAGGAGAAGGUACAAUAUACAAGUCUCACUUCUAGACCCUGAUGAAGCUGAACAUCCACUCCCAUGUACUUGUGACCUAACAAAAUGUUUGCUAAUAAAAGCAUACAUGCAACAGCAUCCCGAACCAGCUUCAAAAACAGAACAAAUGGAAACAAAUUGUCUACAGGAAGACCCUAUUGAUGACGAUGAUGUUUGAAUAAAAAAGAUUAUUUUGUUAUGAAGCAAUUUAUAU
Molecule: messenger RNA, 2017 nt
Organism: Diatraea saccharalis (sugarcane borer)
Lineage: Eukaryota; Metazoa; Arthropoda; Insecta; Lepidoptera; Crambidae
Source: the annotation of a GenBank genome assembly